Messenger RNA from Jaculus jaculus (lesser Egyptian jerboa), 1010 nucleotides. RefSeq names its product RAN binding protein 1 (gene Ranbp1). Gene Ontology annotation, cellular component: cytoplasm; nuclear pore; centrosome. Lineage: Eukaryota; Metazoa; Chordata; Mammalia; Rodentia; Dipodidae. The record is from RefSeq and is a predicted model, not a curated record. The transcript has 6 exons. The coding region runs from base 280 to 891 and encodes 203 amino acids. Gene Ontology annotation, molecular function: GTPase activator activity. Gene Ontology annotation, biological process: positive regulation of mitotic centrosome separation; nucleocytoplasmic transport.
GCCGGGCAUGCGCCGGGGGCAUUUUGGCGGGAAGCAUAGGGUGGGCAGGACAAUGAGAAUGUCCGCCGCCUGAACCAAUAAAGCUGCGCUGGUUUUGAAUCACCGCGCGUUUCCCGCCGCCGGGGUCAAGGGUCAGGGUUCGGGUCGUGGGGCGGAGGGAAGAGCGAGCGGCCUGGAGGUACUGGCGCCAGACGAGGAGGAAAAGGGCUGCGAUUAGUCGCUAAGAGGCCGCGGAACCAGCGACGCCGGAAUCAGCCGAGCCGCCGCCGCCGCGCCCCCAUGGCGGCCGCCAAGGACAGUCAUGAGGACCAUGAUACUUCCACGGAGAAUGCAGAUGAAUCCAACCAUGACCCCCAGUUUGAGCCAAUAGUUUCUCUUCCUGAGCAAGAAAUUAAAACGUUGGAGGAAGACGAAGAGGAACUUUUUAAAAUGCGGGCAAAACUAUUCCGAUUUGCUUCAGAGAAUGACCUCCCAGAAUGGAAGGAGCGAGGCACUGGUGACGUCAAGCUUCUGAAGCAUAAGGAGAAAGGGACCAUCCGCCUUCUCAUGAGGAGGGACAAGACCUUGAAGAUAUGCGCCAACCACUAUAUCACACCAAUGAUGGACCUGAAACCGAAUGCUGGCAGUGACCGCGCCUGGGUCUGGAACACCCAUGCUGACUUCGCUGAUGAGUGCCCUAAGCCUGAGCUGCUCGCCAUCCGCUUCCUAAAUGCCGAGAAUGCACAGAAGUUCAAAACAAAGUUUGAAGAAUGCAGGAAAGAAAUAGAAGAAAGAGAAAAAAAAGGACCUGGCAAAAAUGACAGUGCUGAAAAUGUCGCUGAAAAGCUGGAAGCUCUUUCUGUGGAGGAGGUUGGGGGCAAGGCUGAAGAGAAAUCUGAGGAGAAACAAUGAGUGAUAGUCUCCUAUUACUUUCUUUUUCUUUUUUAAUUUUGCCCUGUCUUUCCUUUUUUAUUUUGUUUCUAUUCUGUUUUGUUUUUACAAGGGACUUUAUAUAAAGAACUGAAUUCCAA